Cladophialophora immunda is the source of this 1431-nucleotide messenger RNA. RefSeq lists its product as uncharacterized. The coding region runs from base 370 to 1323 and encodes 317 amino acids. NCBI's taxonomy places the organism in Eukaryota, Fungi, Ascomycota, Eurotiomycetes, Chaetothyriales, Herpotrichiellaceae. Gene Ontology annotation, molecular function: catalytic activity. The transcript has 2 exons. The record is from RefSeq and is a predicted model, not a curated record.
GGCGACACGGCAAUACGCAUGGGGUGUCAACUUCCCUCCCAUUUUCUGGAGGAAAACCAAAAACUCGAUAGAACCUAAACACACGGCGGGCGGACGGGUGGGCGGCAGAUGGCUUCGUCGGAAACACUGCCCAGCAGCGACUCGCAAGGAGAACAUCAAUAGACGGCUGUGGACAGGAUGGUCAAUGCAAUUGCCAGAGACCUCGAUAGUCAUCCUCAGAAAGAUCACGCAACUGGCACGCCUAUAGCCUAGAACCAGAUGAAGCGCGAGGUUGUGUUCGGAACGCCGUCAAGUCAAGCCGUCGGCUCGAUCGCUGUGGCGCCAUAGUUCUUACCACACCCUCCGGAAAUCGGCCCCCAGAAACAUUUGAUGUCGACUGGAUGCCGGUAUUUCUCGACUUCUCUUCUUCUCUGGAUUUUCACACACCCAAUACAUCUAGGAAACAGAGCGACCAUGUCCUGGCAGAGGCUGAUACGGUUUGAAGACGAGGCGGGCCAGGAGGCGUUUGGGGAGCCCAUCGUCGACAAUGCGGACGAUGUCCAGACGCUUGUCGACCAGGGGAGCCUCGUCGUCAAGGUUUUCACGGGAGAGGGUCCGUUUGACCUACAACCGACGUCGCGGGAGGUCAAGGCCAAAAAGCUGUUGCCGCUGCUAUACCCUCGUGACGUGCCCAUCGUCAAGUGCAUUGGGUUGAACUAUACGGCACACAUCAAGGAAGCCGGCCGCACGCCUCCGCCGUACCCGUCCUUCUUCGUCAAGCCGCGCGGCUCGAUCGCGAGCCACGACGAGGACGUGCCGAUCCCGCCGAUCUGCCAGAACGACCAGGUCGACUGGGAGGGCGAGCUGAGCAUUGUCAUCGGCCGGGACGGCAAGAACAUCCGCAAGGAAGACGCCCUCGCCUACGUGGCCGGCUACGUGGUGUCCAACGACGUGUCGGCGCGCAAGUGGCAGCGCGACCCGGCGUACGCGGGCGGCGUCCCGCAGUGGUGCUUCAGCAAGGGCUUCGACAAGUGGGCGCCGGUGGGCGCCGUGCUGGUGUCGCCGCGCGUCGUGGGCAAGGCGGACAACCUGCGCAUCCGCACGUUCGUGGACGGCGAGACCAUGCAGGAUUCGUCCACCGCGGAUCUGCGCUUCGACGUCGAGGACAUCAUCGCCUUUGUCAGCCAGGGCACGACCUUGGAGAAGGGCACCGUCAUCAUGACCGGCACUCCUUCGGGGGUCGGCAUGGGUCGAAAGCCACCGGUAUACCUCCAGGACGGGCAGGUGGUGGAGGUGCGGAUUGAGCAGCUGGGCUCGGUGAAGAACAGGAUGAAGUUUGAAUAGCGGUUCAUCGGGAAGAUGUCAUAGAAGCAAUAGAUGGAAGCCGGCAGCAUUCUAUAUCGAGAUAUAGUAUGUCUGUCUAUGCAAUAAGAUGCCUAGCCUCGAUUUAAU